This is a messenger RNA of Geodia barretti, 977 nucleotides long. NCBI's taxonomy places the organism in Eukaryota, Metazoa, Porifera, Demospongiae, Tetractinellida, Geodiidae. The record is from the annotation of a GenBank genome assembly.
GUCUCGUAAACAAACACUUGAGCCACGCCCACUCGGACUUUGACCUGAAAGUCUGCAUGGGGCGGGGCGUAUCCAGAGCACUUGCUGACCAACUACAUCAAGGGGUACCAGAAGAGAUGGUUCGUCCUCUCCAAUGGACUCCUCUCCGGUUCUACACGCAUAGCCUCCCAGCACUCGGCCCAAUAGUAGUUUGUGUACUAGCAAUGCUGCUUCAGGGCCCAGGAAGAGAUCAUGUUCCUUCGUCUCCUUUGUGGUGGAGCUUUGUGUUAGAGGAAGGAAUCAGUGAUGAGGAGGCAGUGAGACUGAUACAAAUGGAGCCUCCACAGAAGAAGACCAGUGCCCCAGUUAUCACAGAUGAAGGCACUACCCAGACUCUAGUACUGUCUGGACCAUCAGAUGAUCAGUUAGGUGAUGAGAACGACCCUUUCACUUCCACUGAUACUGAGGGUGGCAGUUAGUUCCAACCAGUGGAGGUCGGUCGCUCAGUACUCACCAGACUACACAGGUCAGAGGUCAUGGUCAAGGAGUGGGGGGCUCCAAUUGGAAACCAGUACUACCGCUCGGUCAUGCCCGACUUCCCCAUCUCCCUCUGUGGCUCCUGUAAUAAGAUGUUCUUGGCUGAUGACUAUGAGCUACAGGGACUGUGCAAAGGACACUGUCCUUUCUGUAGGACCUCCAUUGACUCUCUAUAGUUGCUACGUAUGUAUGUAAUAAUAAUUUGAUACAGGAGCUGUCUUCUCUGUAGAUUUAAUUGUACACUUACAAGGGCUCAAACAUGUUCAUUGGAUAAACACAUGACAUUAUCUCUCAGAACAGGUACACUACCUUUACUAAUCGAUGUCUAGACUAUGUUCAAGGUUCAUCUCUUGUGUCACUUUCAUUUUGACUCUCUAUAGUUGUUUGUGUAAUAAUAAUUCGAUACAGGAGCUGUCUUCUCUGUAGAUAAUUAUACGUUACGAGAGACCAAACAUGUAUAG